Rhopilema esculentum is the source of this 942-nucleotide messenger RNA. RefSeq lists its product as uncharacterized. Gene Ontology annotation, cellular component: actin filament. The record is from RefSeq and is a predicted model, not a curated record. Gene Ontology annotation, biological process: actin filament polymerization. Lineage: Eukaryota; Metazoa; Cnidaria; Scyphozoa; Rhizostomeae; Rhizostomatidae.
UAUGCCAGGUCAAAUAAGCGCAUAUCUUUUAAAUUGUGUGAUAACAGCUUGGGAAAUAGCGCAUUCUGCCUAGAGCAAAUACGCCGGUGUCAAGAUGAAUCGCACGUCUGUUCUUUGGCUCUUGCUUUUGGGAGCAGCCCUGUUGGAGGGCAAAGCAGUCCGCCACAAGGCCAAGAAGACACACAAGGCUGGCGAGAAAGAACAAGAUGUUUACUAUCCACCCCCACCACCGCCUCCCCCAGAUUACCCACCUCCUCCACCACCACCUCCAUAUUAUCCUCCACCUUAUUAUCCACCACCUCCACCUCCACCUCCACCACCCCCAGUUUAUCCUCCACCUGAAUACCCACCUCCACCAGCUCCGGUGCCUCCACCAGCCCCUGCACCAGUCCCCUGCACAAUGGAUGCCGACUGUGUUGCUGCACCUGGCACACCAUACUGUGUAGCUGGAUUCUGCGCAGCGACACCAUUAGGAAAGAAAAAGAAGAAGAAGCUGAGGAAGAAGGCCAAGUUUGCCGAUCACGAGAAAGAUUUGGCAGCUGGAGAGACAAAAGUGGAAGAGGCUGUUACCAAUAAGAAGGUUGCUGAUGGAGAUGAUGAAGAUCAUGCGGAAUCUGCUGAGAAGAUCGUACAACAGGCCUUGGCCAAGGGAAAGGAGGGCGAGGAGAAAAAGAAAAAGGAAGAGAAGAAGGAGAAAAAGAAGGAAGAAGAAAAAGAGAAUGGAGCUGACAAAGAAGAGCAAGAAGACGAUUGAACGACUCAAGCAAAAGACAGGAGAGUCCCGAGAUCUUCGAAGGCAAAAUCGACCAUCUAAGGUUGUAGGCAUCUGUUCACAGAUGUAAACCAAAGAGUCACAUGCUUGCUGUCAAUGCUUGCUACUUCAAAGGAGUCUUAUUGUACAUCAAACUGAUGAUGAUGACGAUUUUUAUAACUUAAUAAAAA